GCUGCCUUGCGAGAGUGCCGGAGGGCUGCGGGCUGCCCAAGGACGGGCUCGGGGGCGCGGCGGGGACCGGCCGGAGCAGGAGGGCAGCUCGGGCUGGUGCAUUCACCCCGCGGUGCCGGUGGCGAGCAGCCCUGCCCUCGCCGCACACAGAGCCGGCCGCGCCGUCCCGGGGCCGCCUGCAGCUCCCGGGGCGCUCCCCGCCGGCCUCCCCCGGUACCCUGGGGGUCUGCCGGGCCGCGCUGGACACAGCCAGAAGUUUCCAGCCAGCGACUCCUCCACCGUCCCCCGCGCUCCUCCUCCGCGUCCCGCCCCUGGUCCCUCCCCCGCCGCCGCCGUUUCCAGACAGUUCCAGCCCCGCGCCCCCGCCCCCCGGCCCGCGGCGGAUAAAGCGGCCGGCGCGGCCCCCGGGCUCUGCCCCGCCAUGAGCGCCGCCGCGCAGAGCCCGCCGCCGCCGCAGAUGGAGGGCAGCGCCGAGCCGCUGCCCCCCGGCUGGGAGAUCAAGAUCGACCCGCAGACCGGCUGGCCCUUCUUCGUGGAUCACAACAGCCGCACCACGACCUGGAGCGACCCGCGCCUGCGGGCAGCGCCGCAGGAAGGCCAGUCCUCAGCCAAUGGCCCAUCUCGAGACAGCCCCAAGCAGCCGGCGGCCCGAGAAGGACACGUGGGCUACCCCAAGCUGCGUGCGGGCUACAUCCCCAUCCCCGUCAUCCACGAGGGCCUCGACGGCCGGCAGCAGCACCCCUGCUUCUCCUCCCCGCAGCCUGGGCUGCAGAGGUACAAGACAGAGGCCGUGCCAGCGCCGGGGCAGGCUCAGGCACCCCUCAGGGGGGGCUAUGGUGGCCCCGAGUCGCCGGCGGAGGCCGCGGCGGCCGAUAAACAAUGUGGACAGACACCGGCAGCUGCGGCCACGCACGGAGCCGAGCCUCAACCUCCUGGAGCAUCUGACCCUCCAACAGCUUCCCCUCAGACCUCUGGCAGACCCAACGCGGGGAGCCACCCGCUUCCUCGCGGUUAUAUCCCAAUCCCUGUGAUCCAUGAAAACAUGCCCCGCCAGCCAGCACAAGCCUACCACCAGGCACAGAAGACCCACUACCCUGCCCAGCAGAGCGAGUUCCAAGCCCACCAGCCGGUGUUCCACAAGAUCCAGCCGGAGGAGCGGGAGCCCAAGGCGGCGCGAGCGCAGUCUCCGUUCCGAGUGGCUCAGAGAGGCUCCUCUAGUCGGGAGAGCUCCCCGGCCAGAGUGAGCACCCAGGUGCAGCCCCCAGCUCCCAUCCGAGUGCAGACAGUAGUAGACAGACCCCAGGUUUCUCAGCAACAAGUCCCAGCUCAGGAGCCACCAAGACCAGCCCCUCCUCCUGAAGUCAAGCCUGACAACAAGGCAGCCCCACCGCCCGAAAUGGAGGCACCCUCCACAUAUAUCCCGAUCCAGGUCACCCACCAAGAACCAGAUCCUAAACCACAGCCCCAGAAGCCUCCAGCCAUGGCAGAGAAAGCUGACAGAAAGGCUCCUUCCCCUGCUAAGGCUGCUCCCCCUCAGGAAAGGCCUCCUCCCGAAGAAGCGGCGCCAACGAAGACGAUGGAAACAGGAGAACCUCAAAAGCAUCCUGGUGUUUUGAAAGUGGAAGCAAUUCUGGAGAAAGUACAAAUGCUUGAGCAGGCAGUCAACUCCUUUGAAGGCAAGAAAACUGACAAAAAGUACUUGAUGAUUGAAGAGUAUUUGACCAAAGAGUUGCUAGCCCUAGACUCAGUGGACCCUGAGGGUCGUGCGGAUGUGCGCCAGGCCAGGAGAGAUGGUGUAAGGAAGGUCCAGACCAUUUUGGAAAAACUUGAACAGAAAGCAGAAGAUGUCCCAGAACCUGUUCAAGUUGAUGGACUUCAGCCAAAUUUUCCAGAGCCUAAGCCACCACAGGAAAUCAUGGAGAUUGAACCUGUGGAAGUCAAGAGCAAGGGAGAUACCAGUAAUAAAAAUGCUCAAGAGGAAACCAAAAUGGAAAGACAUCAGCCUGAAACCAAGGAAGAAGUGUUUACCAAUCUUGCCACCACGACAAACACAUCCAAUAAUCCAACUGAACCAUAGCCACGUGCUGAAAUCAAAAUCUCUCAGACUUUAUAACUUAAAGUGUGUUUAAGUGAAUUUUAAGUUGCAUGCAUUUCCGGAGCUCUUUUCAACUGGUUUUAAUCAACAUAGCAGCUUGGGACACAGUAAACACUUUGUGGGGAAAGGAGGGAGCUAGAAAGAAAGUGAUGCAUUUAUCCUUUAUUCUUACACUAUGUAAAAGACAUGUUUCAAAAAUAAACCCUGUACAUUAAUUGCUUUUAGAUAAGCUGAAUGGAAAAGAAAAAUGACUUCAGGGUUAAUAUUGAUGCGUGUUGUUUAAGGUGUAUUCUUUUGCAGGUGAUUUUUGUAAAAUCAGAGGCCUGCAUUGUCAGAAUACCAGUCCUCCUACAAGUAUAGCCACUCUUAACAGUAAUGUUUUUACUUUUAAUGUUCACAGUUGGGCACUUUAAGUAAUGAUGGAUAGAAAGUGUGCAAGAAACUGUAGGGAUAUUUAUAUGUGUGCAGGACUUCAAUGCUAUAUUUUAAGAGGGAAAUAAAAUAAUAUGGAAGCCUAA
Messenger RNA from Haemorhous mexicanus (house finch), 2613 nucleotides. RefSeq names its product BAG cochaperone 3 (gene BAG3). The transcript is spliced from 4 exons. The coding region runs from base 422 to 2077 and encodes 551 amino acids. Gene Ontology annotation, biological process: muscle cell cellular homeostasis; protein stabilization; negative regulation of striated muscle cell apoptotic process. The record is from RefSeq and is a predicted model, not a curated record. Lineage: Eukaryota; Metazoa; Chordata; Aves; Passeriformes; Fringillidae. Gene Ontology annotation, cellular component: cytoplasm; nucleus; membrane. Gene Ontology annotation, molecular function: protein-folding chaperone binding; adenyl-nucleotide exchange factor activity.